Rubroshorea leprosula is the source of this 1445-nucleotide messenger RNA. Lineage: Eukaryota; Viridiplantae; Streptophyta; Magnoliopsida; Malvales; Dipterocarpaceae. The record is from the annotation of a GenBank genome assembly.
UUAAACUAAAAGGGCAGGACUAUUAAAAAUAUAUUAUAAUGAGAAAGGGAAUAGAGUUUCUUUGUUGGCACCCUUAUAUGUCUCACUAGUUAAAAGCAAGUGUACAUUUUGAGUUGUUAUGUUACAUGCAGGAAGUGGAUAAGAGCAAGGUACUUUAACAAAGGUUUAGCUACAUCUGUUGGUGACCGACUAAACUCCUCGUUACCACCCUCAUUAUCAACUGUGAGGGACCUUGAUGGCCAUGGAUCACACACCCUAUCAAAUUCUGCGGGCAAUUUUGUUCCAGGAGCUAAUGUUUUUGGCCAUGGUAAUGGGACAGCAAGUGGGGGAUUGCCUGCAGCCCGUGUUGCAGCUUAUAAAGUAUGUUGGCCCAAAGUUGGAGACAGUGCAUGCAUGGAUGCAGACAUCCUUGCUGCCUUUGAUGCUACAAUUAGUGAUGGUGUUGAUGUGCUCUCACUGUCAAUCGGUGGGAUGCCAGCUGAGUAUUUUGAGGAUGGAAUUGCAAUUGGGUCCUUCCAUGCUGUCAAGAAUGGCAUUACUGUGGUUGCUGUUGCUGGUAAUUAUGGGCCAACACCAAGGACUGUGUCCAAUGUGGCACCCUGGAUAUUUACAAUUGGGGCUAGCAUAGUUGACAGAGUGUUCACAAGUUAUAUCACGCUUGGGAACAAGAAGAAGAUCAAGGUACAUAUACUCCAGUAUCCAUCAAAUAUUCAUCGUUGCACCAUCCUAUUAAUUUGUGAUGCUUCCAUUUCCAUUUCCAGGGAAUGAGUCUUUCUGCAACAAUUCUGCCAGGUGGGAAAUACUAUCCACUGAUCACUGGUGCAAGUGCUAAAUUAAAUGACGUCUCAGAAGUAGAAGCAUAUGUCAUCACUCCACAGUUUGUUUUUGGUGUUUCAGAGCAUCUAAUCACUUUGUUUAACAAUUUAUUUUGAAAAAUUGUUCAGCAACCUGUGUGAGCUAGAUUCACUUGAUCCUAGAAAGACUAAGGGGAAGAUUGUGGUGUGUCUUCAAGGGGGAGGUAGAACAACAGGGAAAGGGGUAGCGGCCCUAUAAGCCGAAGCUGUUGGCAUGAUUCUAGCAAAUGAUGAGCAAAGCUGGAAUGAAGCUUUUCCAUUUGCUCACAUGCUUCCAGUUGCUGAUGUCAAUUUCAUUGAUGGUCAAACUAUCUAUGCCUACAAUAAACUUCGCAUUAUUUAAUUCAAUCAAUAAACUCUUGGUAUUUCUUUCGUAUCUAGUAGUGUUUGAACCAGAACCAAGAAUUUAUUGAUUGAAUUAAAACAUGCUAAGUUGCUAACCUUGAGAAUUUAUGGAUCUAUGAAACUAGGCCCCCUAGAUGAGAAUGCAGCCAUAGAUGGAGCCGGUUUUAUACCCAAUACAGUCUUUACAUUUGUGAUGUUUGCUGCAGGUUUCCUAAGAAUGUUCAUAAAUAAAAUGAAGGAACAGUU